GAUAGGCAACGCUCCCCAUAAAGGUCUCACUAGGAGAAGAUCAAGACACCAUAAUUUUUGUACUUAUAAUCAGGAAACAUAAGUAUCCAGGCUCAUCUAUUCUUACCGGUUUUCCCAAAAUCAGAUGCGAUGAAGCCCGCCGGAGUGUUCGCCGGAAUAUUUCUACUGGUGGCUGUGUACUGCGCCGUUGACCCAUUCAAGCACGGCGCGUUCUCGGAGUUCCCCGGCUUCGAGGUGCACAAGGUGGUCAUGCCGGCGUGGUCGGAACUCCCCCUGGAGAAGGACACCCUGAAUCUGCUCCAGAAGUCGGAAAUCAAGUUCCGGGACGUUCUUCACGGACCCGAGAGCAUCGCCUUCGAUCCCCAAGGGCGGGGUCCCUACACCGGAGUCGCCGAUGGGAGGGUUGUGAUGUGGAACGGCCAGAAGUGGGUCGAUUUCGCUUAUACCUCCCCCAACAGGUCAAGUAUAUGUGACCCAAAACCCAACUCAACGCCUUUGAGCUUUGUGAAGAAUGAGCACAUCUGUGGGAGGCCUUUGGGGUUGCGCUUCGACAAAAGAACAGGCGACCUAUACAUUGCAGACGCAUAUUUUGGGUUGUUGAAGGUUGGGCCUGAAGGCGGACUUGCAACCACAGUCUCAACUCAUGCUGAAGGAGUACCUCUUACCUUUACAAACGACUUGGACGUUGACGAUCAAGGGAACAUCUAUUUCACAGAUAGUAGUACUAAGUACCGUAGGAGGAACUUUUUGCAGCUUGUGUUUUCAGCAGAAGAUUCGGGGAGAGUUCUCAAAUAUAACCAAGCAACAAAAGAAACCACUGUUCUUGUGCGCAAUCUCCAAUUUCCAAAUGGCGUGUCUCUUAGUAAGGACGGGUCCUUCUUUGUCUACUGUGAAGGUUCCAGGGGCAGAUUAAGCAAGUACUGGCUGAAGGGGGAGAAAUCUGGGUCAUCAGAAGCAUUGGCAAAUCUGCCUGGCUUCCCCGACAAUGUAAGAGCUAACGAAAGAGGCGAUUUCUGGGUGGCAAUCCACUCCCGCUGGACUCUAUACAGUUACAUGUUCGGCGAGUACCCAAAGCUGAGGAAAUUCUUGCUGAGGCUUCCCAUUUCCGCAAUGAUUCAUUACCUUAUGCACAUUGGAGGCCGCGUGCGCGCAGUUGCUGUCAAGUAUAGCCCGGAAGGUAAGCUUCUGCAAGUUCUUGAAGACAGACAGGGUAAAGUUGUGAAGGCCAUAAGUGAAGUGGAGGAGAGGGAAGGCAAGCUAUGGAUGGGCAGUGUUUUAGCGUCUGGUCUUGCAGUUUACCAGUUGGAGGAGUGAUUCGGCGUUGGUGUUCUUUUCAAUUCCUCUACUGAAUUUAGUAGUCGUAGUUUCGUUGCCGCGUACUCGGAUAAUGUAUAAGAGGUUACAAGCUCGAACCUCACUACACGCGAUGAUUUUCCCAACACCCCUUCUAUCUUUCUUCUUGGUAAGAAACUUAAAAGAAAAGUUCUCUAAACAUUGAUUAUAGUAUGAGCGAUA
This is a messenger RNA of Cuscuta campestris, 1515 nucleotides long. The record is from the annotation of a GenBank genome assembly. NCBI's taxonomy places the organism in Eukaryota, Viridiplantae, Streptophyta, Magnoliopsida, Solanales, Convolvulaceae.